ACCGAGCUUGGGAAGCGCGUGCUGGGCUCCUCCACGUGCGGCGCCCGGGAGUGGGCGGGGGGACGUGCGUUCUCCGCGUCAGCGCCGUCACCUUUUUAUGUUUUGAAGGGUGGGAAACAAAUCCAUGUGGGCGUUUGCCUGUGGACGGGAGUCUCCCUGCAGUGACCCGGAGCCUGUCCGGCCGCGAGCGCCACAUUCUACCACGCCGGGAUUAGGUCCUGAAGAAGGAUGGCGGGCGGGGGGAACAUGAAUCUCCUACCGAAAAGCUCCAAGGAGUUCGGCUCUGUUGAUUAUUGGGAGAAGUUUUUCCAGCAGCGGGGAAAGAAAGCUUUCGAGUGGUAUGGGACCUACCUGGAUCUGUGCGGGGUGCUACACAAAUACAUCAAGCCCCGGGAAAAGGUUCUAGUGAUUGGGUGUGGCAACUCAGAGCUGAGUGAGCAGCUGUAUGAUGUGGGUUAUCAGGAUAUAGUGAACAUUGACAUCAGUGAGGUCGUCAUCAAACAGAUGAAGGAACGCAAUGCCAGUCGAAGGCCCCGGAUGAGCUUCUUGAAGAUGGACAUGACACAGAUGGAGUUUCCUGAUGCCUCAUUCCAGGUGGUGUUGGACAAGGGUACCCUGGAUGCUGUCCUGACAGAUGAGGAGGAGAAGACGCUGCAACUGGUGGACAGGAUGCUGGCUGAGGUUGGCCGUGUCCUGCAGGUGGGCGGUCGCUACCUCUGCAUCUCCCUGGCUCAGGCUCACAUCCUGAAGAAAGCAGUGGGUCACUUCUCGCGGGAGGGGUGGAUGGUGAGGGUGCAUCAAGUAGCCCACAGCCGGGACCAGGUGUUGGAAGCAGAGCCUCAGUUCUCCCUGCCUGUCUUUGCUUUCAUCAUGACCAAGUUCAGGCCAGUCCCUGGCUCUGCCCUUCAGAUCUUUGAGCUAUGUGCUCAGGAGCAGGGCAAGCCUGUGCGGCUGGAGAGUGCUGAGCAGCUGGCGGAGGCAGUGCGGGAGCGGCAGCAGUAUGCCUGGCUGUGCAGCCAGCUGCGCAAGGCUGGGCUGGGGAAUGUGUCUCUGGACUUGUGCAGUGGGGACACUGGGGAGCCACGCUACACCCUGCACGUGGUGGACAGCCCCACCGUGAAACCAACGCGGGACAAUCAUUUUGCCAUUUUCAUCAUCCCCCAGGGCCGUGAGACUGAAUGGCUAUUUGGCAUGGAGGAGGGCCGGAAGCAGUUGGCAGCUAGUGCAGGUUUCAGGAGGCUGAUCACAGUGGCCCUUCAUCGAGGUCAGCAGUAUGAUGGCAUGGACAGCAUUCAGGCUGAACUCUCGGCCAGAGUCAUGGAGCUGGCCCCCGCCGGGAUGCCCUCCCAGCAGAAGGUCCCCUUUCUGUCUGUGGGUGGGGACAUUGGUGUCCGGGCUGUCCAGCACCAAGACUGUAGUCCCUUGAGUGGUGAGUAUGUCAUCGAAGACGUACAAGGGGAUGACCGGCGAUUCUUCCGGCGGCUGAUCUUCCUAAGCAGCAGGAAUGUGGUGCAGUCUGAGGCCCGGCUGCUGAAAGAUGCGUCUCACAGAGUCCAGAAGAAACGGAAAAAGGAAAAGAAGAAGCAGCGAUCUACCAGUGCUUCUGAAGAUCUUCCUCCUGCCCCUGGGCAGCCCAUUGAUAAGAGUUACCUCUGCUGUGAGCACCAUAAAGCCAUGAUUGCUGGCCUCACCCUGCUGAGAAACCCAGAGCAGCUCCUAGACACCCCUCUGGCACUGUUGGUGGUGGGCCUGGGUGGAGGCAGCCUCCCCCUUUUUGUUCAUGAUCAUUUCCCAAGAUCUCGCGUGGAUGCUGUGGAGAUCGACCCCUCCAUGUUGGACGUGGCCACCCAGUGGUUCGGCUUCUCGCAGAGUGACCGGAUGAAGGUCCACAUUGCAGAUGGCCUGGAUUAUAUUACCAGCCUGUCAGGUGCAGGAGAAGCCCGGCCUCCCUACGAUGUCAUAAUGUUUGAUGUAGACAGUAAGGACCCAACCCUGGGAAUGAGCUGUCCACCCCCAGCUUUUGUGGAACCAUCUUUCCUGCAGAAGGUCAGAAGCAUCCUGACUCCUGAAGGCGUCUUUAUCCUCAACCUCGUGUGCCGAGACUCGGGGCUAAAGGACUCCGUUCUGGCAGAUCUCAAGGUGGCAUUCCCUCUCCUGUAUGUCCGGCGAAUCGAGGGAGAAGUGAAUGAGAUCCUGUUCUGCCAGCUGUCCCCGGAGCAGAAACUCACCACCCCACAGCUCCUCGACAUGGCCCAGACCUUGGAGCGGACCCUGAAAAAGCCUGGGAGGGCUUGGGAUGACACAUACAUCCUGUCAGAUAUGCUCAAAACUGUGAAGAUUGUGUGAUGGCUGUGGCUAGGCAGUCUUCUCGGCUCAAACUGACUUUGAACUCCUCAUCUACCUGUGAUUGAAGGAAUACAAGGCACAGUACUUUUAGAUCUUGUACUUUUCUUGGUUUCAUACUCAGCUACCUGCAGCCUCCAGCUUGCUGAGGUUGCCAAUCCGGGACAAUAAAAAUCCUUCCCAUCCUAA
This is a messenger RNA of Perognathus longimembris pacificus (Pacific pocket mouse), 2532 nucleotides long. It is a transcript of the gene Mettl13, whose product is annotated as methyltransferase 13, eEF1A lysine and N-terminal methyltransferase. The transcript has 8 exons. Lineage: Eukaryota; Metazoa; Chordata; Mammalia; Rodentia; Heteromyidae. Bases 229 to 2346 code for a protein of 705 amino acids. The record is from RefSeq and is a predicted model, not a curated record.